This is a messenger RNA of Ostertagia ostertagi, 420 nucleotides long. The record is from the annotation of a GenBank genome assembly. NCBI's taxonomy places the organism in Eukaryota, Metazoa, Nematoda, Chromadorea, Rhabditida, Trichostrongylidae.
AUGGACACAUGGGCCAUGCUUUUCAUGUUCGCUUUGACACUUGGAGGAUUAAUUACAACUCUACUGAUGUUUUACGGACUGAAGACUGAGCAGGCAAAACUGCUCUCUCCAAAAUUGGCAUUCAUCCAGCUCGAGAUCACCAUUCUGAUGAUGCUUGCAGCCGUCGCGAUAGUGGCAAUGUCCUUCGGUAUUUCACUCACUCACCAGUUGUUCAGCGUUUUCGUGAAAGUACCGGAAAUGGAACGCGAUUUCGGACCAAUCUGGCCCUUCAACAUCAGCGUUAUCUCAUUUUUCGCUGCUGCUCUCUGUGUUUGGAAUCGAGUACUUAUCAGCGGUGCGGCGGAAUUCAUACUUGAUAAGCAAUUCUUCACAAAUGCACCUUCAAUCGAGAUGGAGAAAACCCUACCACGACCCGAAUGA